Gavialis gangeticus (Gharial) is the source of this 1298-nucleotide messenger RNA. RefSeq names its product CCR4-NOT transcription complex subunit 9 (gene CNOT9). Gene Ontology annotation, cellular component: CCR4-NOT core complex; P-body; CCR4-NOT complex. Bases 1 to 978 code for a protein of 325 amino acids. The record is from RefSeq and is a predicted model, not a curated record. Gene Ontology annotation, biological process: mRNA catabolic process; negative regulation of translation. NCBI's taxonomy places the organism in Eukaryota, Metazoa, Chordata, Crocodylia, Gavialidae. The transcript is spliced from 8 exons.
AUGAAAGCAGCUAGUGAAGGAAAGCUUGAAGUAAAAGUAGGGGAUGUGAAAGCACCAAGCAAGCAGACCCAGCCGGUGCCAACAGCGCUGGCUCAGGUGGAUCGCGAGAAGAUCUACCAGUGGAUUAACGAGCUGUCCAGCCCCGAGACCCGCGAGAAUGCCCUACUGGAGCUGAGCAAGAAGCGGGAGUCAGUGCCUGACCUGGCCCCAAUGCUGUGGCACUCAUUCGGCACAAUUGCAGCCCUCCUCCAGGAAAUUGUAAAUAUUUACCCCUCCAUAAACCCACCAACCCUGACGGCUCAUCAAUCCAACCGAGUCUGCAAUGCCCUGGCGCUGCUGCAGUGCGUUGCCUCGCACCCAGAGACCAGGGCUCUCAAGGAUCGUGUCCUCUCUUGCAGGUCGGCCUUCCUGGCGGCCCACAUCCCCCUCUUCCUCUACCCCUUCCUGCACACCGUCAGCAAGACCCGGCCCUUCGAGUACCUGAGGCUCACCAGCCUCGGCGUCAUCGGAGCCCUGGUGAAGACAGAUGAGCAGGAAGUCAUCAACUUCCUCCUGACGACAGAGAUUAUCCCGCUGUGCCUGCGCAUCAUGGAGUCUGGUAGCGAGCUCUCCAAAACGGUUGCCACCUUUAUUCUUCAGAAGAUCCUCUUGGACGACACUGGGCUGGCUUACAUCUGCCAGACCUAUGAGCGGUUUUCUCACGUCGCCAUGAUAUUGGGCAAGAUGGUGCUGCAGCUUUCCAAGGAGCCCUCGGCACGGCUGCUGAAGCACGUGGUGCGCUGCUACCUGCGUCUCUCCGACAACCCCAGGGCACGUGAAGCCCUCAGGCAGUGCCUUCCCGACCAGCUGAAGGACACCACCUUCGCCCAGGUCCUCAAGGACGACACCACCACCAAGCGCUGGCUGGCUCAGCUGGUCAAGAACCUGCAGGAGGGGCAGGUCACCGACCCGCGGGGCAUCCCCCUGCCCCCGCAGUGACCGCCGGGCGCCCGCGAGGAAACAGCUCAGGGUUCCACACCUCCAAGAACACGUGACCUCUUGCGGGGCCGCCAGCUGCUGCCCCCCACCCCAGGGCCGCCUCAGUAGCGCUCACCCGCCCGCCUGCCUCCGGCAUUCCCGACACCAGCAGGCUCUGCGACACGGGGUGAGCGAGAUCCCUUCCAUGCUGGGAUACCCGGCGGGCUGCAGCGGCAGCCGUGGGCACAAGGCCUUCCUGCCCGGGCUGUGUCCCGCCCUUGUUGCUCGCUGUUUACAGGCCUGAGACAUGAGCAAGCUCAAUAAAAGCCCAGCUUGUUUUA